GAAGCACUCGCUGCAGGCCUGUACUGUUUCCAGAGUACGACCGGUGCAGUUCAGCCCACUGCAGCCGCGGUAGGCUACUUCCGUUCCGCAGAGGGCGACAAGCACCAGCCAGCUAGCCUCUACUGUGGCGGAGGUCCAGACACAAUAGAGUUCCGGCUCUUCUCCAAACCAAACCGGUAUGUCGGAUGAAGACUCCCGUGCCAGCACCAGCUCUUCGUCAUCGCCGCCUUCCUCCAGCCAGACCAGACAGAAGGACACUUUCUGCAAGAAGAAACGGGAGAGCAAAGCCAGCAUGAGCAAGAACUCCAAGCUGCUUUCCACCAGCGCUAAACGGAUUCAAAAAGAGCUGGCUGACAUUACACUGGACCCUCCACCAAACUGCAGUGCUGGUCCAAAAGGAGACAAUAUCUAUGAGUGGAGGUCGACCAUCCUGGGACCGCCGGGCUCUGUGUACGAGGGAGGCGUCUUCUUCCUAGAUAUCGCCUUCACACCCGACUACCCCUUUAAACCCCCCAAGGUAACUUUCCGUACCAGGAUCUAUCACUGCAACAUCAACAGUCAGGGGGUGAUCUGUCUGGACAUCCUGAAGGACAACUGGAGCCCCGCGCUCACCAUCUCCAAGGUGCUGCUGUCCAUCUGCUCCCUGCUCACUGACUGUAACCCAGCCGAUCCCCUGGUGGGAAGCAUCGCCACCCAAUACACGACUAACAGAGCAGAACAUGACCGAACAGCCAAACAGUGGACAAAGCGAUACGCCACAUAAACCCACAGAGGACGGCAGCAGCAGGAAAAGGAGGAGGAGGGUCGAAGGGUCGCUGGGUUGCUUGUUUUGGGGGGAGGGGGUGUUAUUUCUAUCUCAGAUUUUUAGUACUUUAUUGUCUGGUAUAUUUUUUGCUUCCUGAUUAAGUUAUCUCCAGAAACGUGGUAAUAAAGGAACACAAUGGAAAGGAA
Pundamilia nyererei is the source of this 951-nucleotide messenger RNA. RefSeq names its product ubiquitin-conjugating enzyme E2 E1-like. The record is from RefSeq and is a predicted model, not a curated record. The transcript is spliced from 6 exons. The coding region runs from base 179 to 763 and encodes 194 amino acids. Lineage: Eukaryota; Metazoa; Chordata; Actinopteri; Cichliformes; Cichlidae.